AUGGUGCGUCAGCUGCACGACGGUAUGAUGGCGCGAGUCACGGACAACGGAGCUGUCUCAGAGGCAUUCGCAGUGACCAAUGGAGUGAAGCAGGCAUGCGUACAGGCGCCUACCCUCUUCAGUCUUAUGUUCUCUGUCAUGCUGAUGGACGCCUACCGUGACGAACGCCCCGGGAUCCGCAUCGCCUACAGGACGGACGGUCACCUCCUGAAUCAACGGCAGAUGCACUUCCAAUCGCGCGUAUCCACAACCACCGUUCACAAACUCCUCUUCGCCGACGACUGCGCCAUAAACACCCCCUCGGAAGAGGAGAUGCAACGGAGCAUGGACCUGUUAUCCGCCGCCUGCGAGAACUUCGGUCUGGUCAUUAACACGCAGAAGACGGUGGUGAUGCACCAACCGCCACCCAACUCAGCCACAGCUCGCAACGCGCCGCCGCAAAUCAGCGUGAAUGGGACCCAAAUGCAAGUGGUGGAGAACUUCCCGUACUUGGGCAGUACUCUCUCCCGCAACACCAAUAUCGACGACGAAGUCGCCAACAGGAUCUCGAAAGCCAGUCAAGCCUUCGGUCGCCUCCAAAGCACAGUUUUGAAUGGCCACGGUCUUCAGCUGAGCACGAAGCUGUAG
This is a messenger RNA of Spirometra erinaceieuropaei, 627 nucleotides long. The record is from the annotation of a GenBank genome assembly. NCBI's taxonomy places the organism in Eukaryota, Metazoa, Platyhelminthes, Cestoda, Diphyllobothriidea, Diphyllobothriidae.